Carassius carassius (crucian carp) is the source of this 1373-nucleotide messenger RNA. RefSeq names its product beta-1,3-galactosyltransferase 9. Gene Ontology annotation, cellular component: membrane. The transcript is spliced from 2 exons. The coding region runs from base 1 to 1113 and encodes 370 amino acids. Lineage: Eukaryota; Metazoa; Chordata; Actinopteri; Cypriniformes; Cyprinidae. Gene Ontology annotation, molecular function: hexosyltransferase activity. The record is from RefSeq and is a predicted model, not a curated record.
AUGAAGAUCUGUGUGUUCCGGCUGCAGACUCAUCAGUGGUGCUUCCUGUUGUGUAACGUCAUCUUGUUUCACGCGUUGCUGUUUGGUGGUGACAUAGUGGAAGAGUUUCUCCUGCAGGCGUCUCCCGCUGCCUACACCGACCGCUUUGUCCUGGAGGUCCGGGAGCGUGCACGCAAACUGGACCUGACUGAGACCAGGCUCAACACUUCACAGCUCUACCCCAUUAACACUGAACCCUGCCUCCAUCAUCAGGACCUCCUCAUCCUCACGCUGGUCCUGAGUUCUCCUGGAAACUCGAGCCAGAGGGAGGCGGUGCGAAACUCCUGGGCCAAUCAGACGACAGUGCACCACGUUGCCAUGCGGACUUUGUUUUUCCUUGGCCCCUCCACUUUAAGGGUGGAGCUUGAGAGGAUGAGAGAGGAGUCUGUACGCUAUGGUGACAUUGUGCAGUUCGAGGGAGGUGUUUCCAGGGGUGACUGGCAGAGAGGACACUGGGAACAAGUUAAAAUGGCAUUUCGAUGGAUCCUACUUUUUUGUCCACAAGCACGAUUUAUCGUCCUUUCUGAGGAUUCUGUGUAUUUAAACCUUCCUGCGCUUACAUCAUACCUUCUAGGACUGAAAAUGCAUCCUGAAGAACUUUACCUAGGCAGGGUCAUCCAUCGAGCCCCACCUGAGCGGGACCCUGACAAACCGCAUUAUCUGCCCUAUCAAGUGUACCCUGAUAAGUACCUCCCAGACUACUGCUCUGGCCCGGCCUUUCUUCUAUCUCAAGAUGUUGUAAGGAAAGUUUAUGUCGCCGCUGAGGAUGUUUCGUUGCCCCUCCCCUCCGACGUUCUGGUUGGCCUGUGUACAAGACGGGCAGGUGUGGUGGCCACUCACAGCGCUCGGUUUUCUGGCGACCGACACAUUCGUUAUAACCCUUGCUGCUACAACUUCCUAUUCAGCUCUGCCAAAAUGGGUGUGGGGAUGAUGGGCGUGGCCUGGCGGGAUUUAGGGGCGGAGAAGGGGAGGAGCUGUGGCAUGUUGGAGACAUAUUACAGUUUGGUAGUGUGCAAAACAAUGACCUACCUGGAUAAACUUUCUUUUCUGAGUAACAACAAAUCACAGGGCUAGAACAGUUGGGGAUAGUUAUGAGUAUAAAUUCAAAUUCAACUGUUCUAUUAUUUAGUGCAUAAAGUGUUUCUGUUACUUUAAAAGGCCUCAAAUUUAAAGGGGUGGUUCGCAGUUUUUUUUUUCUUUCUAGGCUUGAUUGUGUUUAUGGAGUGCAGUCUAACAUGUGUUAAUGCUUCGUUGAAAAAAAAAACCGAAAUAUUUUUUACACAAUAUACCUUUAUUCCACACCACUCCGUCCCUUCUCUGAGAAACGCACUGAU